This is a messenger RNA of Sorex araneus (European shrew), 4313 nucleotides long. It is a transcript of the gene MACIR, whose product is annotated as macrophage immunometabolism regulator. The transcript has 3 exons. NCBI's taxonomy places the organism in Eukaryota, Metazoa, Chordata, Mammalia, Eulipotyphla, Soricidae. Gene Ontology annotation, biological process: negative regulation of fibroblast migration; negative regulation of cytokine production involved in inflammatory response. The coding region runs from base 1891 to 2511 and encodes 206 amino acids. The record is from RefSeq and is a predicted model, not a curated record.
GUAAACGUGACAUCGCCUGUCUUGCACGGUGGAUUUAAACUGCUGGAAACACGUCACGCCACCGGCUUUGUUGCGCACGGCAUCUGUGAGACUGCGCCGGCACAGGUGCCUGUAUGGCUUUCUGUCCUUAAAGAGGAAACAGAAUUUACUAAAGAAGCCGGGUGGGUAUGGGGCCGCUAGUGCUGGCAUCUGUGGGGCCUUGGGUUCGAGCCCCGGCACCGCCAGAGGCCGGCAGGACAAAAAGCAGUUUCCAGUUGACAUUUUAAACUGAUGGGCACGUGUGUGAGUCAUGCUCUGGCCAAGCUCACGCUGGCUAGGAGCUUUUAGAGCCAUCUCAGUCCUGGGGACGGGUCGCUCCAGGAUAAGUGAUUGCUACGGUAGACGCCGGCAGCUAAGAGACUCAAAGGGGUGAGAGGGGGAAAAAGAAAAAAGAAAACAUUUAUUUAUUUUCCUGGCCAUGCUCAUGGCUUAUUCCUGGCUCUGAACUCGGGGAUCGCUGCUGGUGGGGCUGGGAUGGCCUUGGUGACAGAGGGCGUCCCUCUGCUCCAGGGACAGAAUCUCGACAGUGCAAGGCAAGGCCCUUAGCCCCAGUCUAGCUUUCUGGCCCCUGGAAAAAGAACAUUUUUGCCAGAUGAAUCGAGUUUAGCAGUUUUAGGCGCUUACCUUUCCUCUCGGGACGCCAAACUUGAUUGGCAUGGUAAGAGUUGGGCAGCUGAGUUUCCACGCCUCUGAGGUACCCCUCCCGGGGCCCCACCAUCAUCACAGGAUCUAAAUUGCCAGGCGCCUGUUUUUCCCUCUGCCCCUUUUCACUGUUGAGCCCCAGCUUGACAGUGCUCUUUCUUUUCUAGUUAGACAUGGGACCCUUAGCUGGGGCUGCUUUGGGGACCAGGAGCACUGUUGCGGAUGGCAUUGACGAGUGAGGUGUGAUGCGGGGCUCAAACCUAGGGUAUCGCCCAUGUAACCCGGGUGCUCGACCCCCUCCACUGCAUGGAAAUGCUGGGAAAGGAAAGACUUGACCAGAGGCCUUUGCUGUGGAACAAACAAAGGGACUGAAAGUCUGAUGUCUUCUUAGCCGGGAAGCUAGGGCAUGUCACGCACCACCUUUGUUGCGGAGUUUUCUGUUGCUGUGUGUUUGGUUUUGGUUUUGGGGCAACACCCGAUGUCUCUGCAUCCAGGAAUCGUUUCUGGUGGACUCGGGGGACCCUGUGGACUUCAAACUCCGGUUGGCCAUGUGCGAAGCAGGCACCUCCCUUCCCACGGUGCAUCAUUCUUUGUUUAACUCGGAGUCUUCCCUCUUGGCUGCUGUUGUGCAGUUAUGCGCAUGUGUGCACACACUGGCUUGGUUGUGGUGGUGACGCAUGGGGUUGUGGGAUUUGCCGGGGGUGACCCUUCUGGUGGCCCUACCUGGUAGGUGUGGUGCCACCCAGGUACCCACUAGGGGGCUCCAUCCUUUCUGGGUGGGGCUCAAAGAGGCCACAGGCUCCCACUGCUGUCCUCCAGAGACCCCACGCGGGGUGUCUGGACAGCAGAGAGCGGACGGGCUGCAUCCCCGCUUGGUGAGAGCACUGGGCCCAAGGGGCCAGCUCUAGCCUCAGGCUUUGAAGGCCCACACUCCACUGCUGAGCGCCUCCAAUUCAAGUCAGAAACUGAGUCCGUCCGUGAUGGUGUCAGUUUGGGAUGAAAAAAAGUAUCUCUCCUGACCCCUCUUUAUCUGGAGCAGUUCACACACACCAGGACACCCUGUGCUCAGAGUGACGAGAAGCAAAGAUAGAGACAGACUCUGGAGAGCAGCAAAGUCAAAGGCGGAGCUUACAUGCACAGGCAAGCCUGUAAGAGUGACGGCAGACCUGGCGAGGGAGACUUUCUGAGGCGCGCGCCCCGCUGCCGACGAUGGACGUGGACGUGAGCGGCGAGUCCCGCGCGCCGCUGGCCGCCCUGCCGCUGCCCGGCGCCGAGGCCAGCCCGCCGGGCCGCGCCGAGGCCGAGAAGCCGCGCUGCUCCAGCACGCCCUGCUCGCCCAUGCGCCGCACGCUGGCCGGCUACCAGAUCCUACACAUGGACGCCAACUACCUGGUGGGCUUCGCCACGGGCGAGGAGCUGCUCAAGCUGGCGCACAAGUGCGCGGCGGGCGACGAGGCCCGGCCCGAGGCGGCGCCCGGGCUGCGUGCCAAGCCCCUGGACGCGCUGGCGCGCUCGUCGCGCCUGGCCAAGGCCCGCGCGCGCCACUUCCAGCCCUACGAGAUCCCCGCGGUGAACGGGCGCCGGCGCCGCCGCAUGCCCAGCUCGGGGGACCGCGCAGCCAAGGCCCUGCCCUGCGAACCCUGCCGCGCCCUGCACGGGCCGCUGCCGCUCUGCCUGCUCAAGGGCAAGCGCGCACACUCCAAGUCCCUGGACUACCUCAACCUGGACAAGAUGCACGCCCGGGAGCCCGCCGACACCGAGGGCCUCCAGGACCAGCUGCAGCACCUCACGCUGCGCGGGGACCGCGUCUUCGCCAGGAGCAGCACCUGAGCGCGCCGGCCCGCUGCACCGCCCCUGCCGUCGGACUGAACCGGACCCGGCCCGCCGCCGCCCGCCACCCGCCGCGCGCACGGUCUGGGGCCGGAGCGGAGUCCCCACCUGUGGGGACCGGCCCCGGCACGCGUCUACAGAGACCCCGAAUGCUGACCGUGGUGUGCGUGUAGCUGCCCAGCCGGGAACGCAGGAGAGAGCGAGGCCAGGCCGGGGCGCCGCGGUCCUCUAGCAUCCCUCCAGCAUCCCUCCGGCAUCCCUCCGGCAUCCCUCCAGCAUCCCUCCGACACCGGCGCUCAGACUGGGAAUGUUACCUGCUCGGUUGUUGCUGGCUUGGCCUGACACGUUAGAAAUUUCUAUCUUCAGUACGCAAGUACUUGUUUGAUCUCUGUAUUUUACUACAAACGUACGUAAUGAUUUGUUUUAUGAAAUUUAGAACCGGAACAUGGCUGAAUUGGACCACUUUUUAUUUUUCAAGAUUGAGUUUAAAUAUUUUAUAACUGGUUUUGCACUGAAAAAAAUUAACAUUUCAGAUGGACGAGAGAGUGCUCUUUCUUCAUUUGCCUCAGUAAUCUUAUUGAGCAAUGGAUUUUUUAUUUCCGCAUGGAAAGGUAUCGAUCUCUACGGCUGUAAAAUAUUUCUUUAUAGCGUUAUUCAAGUGUGUCUUAAUAAAAUUAAAUUUGGGAUACAAAGUAUUUAUUUUCCAUUAGGUGGGGGUGGGGAAAGAAGCUCUUCCAGAACGAGUCCAACUUGAAGUUUUCCUAAGCUGGAAAAAAGUUUCCUCCGUGCUUAUUUUCUAAGUCAAACUUCCUCUGGAUCUUUACAAUGGGAAGGAUUCUUUUUAUUUGUGGGCUAUAGGCAUAAUACUGUUUGCAUCUGAAUGUUCUGUAAAUGAAUGGAACUCCUAAUACGAGGACCUCAUGGUUUCUACUAGUGAAUGCUUAAACUAAGUGUGAAGUGACACCAGUUAGCAUGGCACCGGCUCAUCCCGGUUUUAGUUUUCCGAAGUACAAGGACUCACUGGAAUUCCAGUUUCUAGGAUCAGAGCAGAAGUCUUAAGGGCUUCUGCAGUUUUAAUGGGUUAAUCCUGGAUUACUUAACAAUUUAUGUCAAUUGCACUGGUUUAAUUUGUUGCUAAAGAAAUAAUGCCCUGGCUUUAGUAACAAAUGCAGCUCAACUAUUCUUGAAUAUAUUUUGGAAAAUGAAACAAUGUACGUAUAACUUACCUUUUUGUAAAAGUUUCUAUUUCUUUUUGACUUCUGAAGGUGCAAUUUAUUACUGAAAUGGCAUUUUGGGCAGUGGAGAACUGCUUACUUUAAAUUGUAUUUUGGGCAAUGAAUUCCUUAGGUGGUAGCAGUCUUCCUAUAAAAUUAAGAACAUCUAUUAAUGGGUGGGCCAUUCUGGUCUUUUUCGUCAGCCAGAAUGAAUGGCAAACUAGAGCAUUAGAAAGCCCCAGAACGCUUUGUCAGCACUUGUUAUACUUUCGCCAAGGCACACCACCUAAAGAGGCCUGGGAAAGUUGGCCCAUAGCUUACUGCGUUGUUCAGAUUUUGUGGUGGGCUGAAAUUUUCAGCUGUUGUAUAUUUUAAAGUAAAUUGCACCUUUGUAACAUAUUGUCUUGACAAAUGAUCACUAAGAUUAACUAUAUCUCUACAGUCAUUAGUUUGACAAGAAAUAGAAUCCUGUCAGAUGCCAAAGAGUUGGGAUUUUUACGUUUAAUGAUUAAACACCGUUAUUUAUUGAUGAUUUACCCUGUGGAACUGUAUUAUUUCUAACUGAAAUAAAAGGGUGAUGUAAACACA